AUGACCAUCCCUCAGGCAGCUGCUCCCAGCCAAUCCCAGUGCUUCUUUCAUGUACACCUGAAUUCACUGUCUGCCACCCAGGAAGAAUCCAUGAAGAAGAGGAAGAUGGAUGAUUACAUCCUUCAUCCAGAAGAGCGGGCCGCGUUCUUCACACUCUUUGAAGACGAGAACAUCCAGUUAUUUCUUAUCAGCGACAGCUGCUUGAAGAUCUCGGACAAGUAUCUCCUGGCCAUGGUCCUCACCUACUUCAGAAGAGCAGGACUGCCUACUGAAGAAUAUAGAAAAUAUUUCUUUCCAUCUCUAUUUUUGGCCAACCAAUUUGAAGAGGACGAGCCAUUUCGAGAGGAGAUCUACCCCUGGGCCUUCGGAUGGACGUGGACCAUACAGCGGGAGCAGCUUCACCAACUGCGUAACCUAUUGUUCAUCCGGAUGGGAUUCAGAGCUUGGGUGGACCGGGCCACCUGUGAUCUGAUCAUGGCACAAGACCCUGGACAUUGGGCAUGGAAGAGAGAGAGGAAAGUCCAUCACAGCUGGGCCAUACGCGAAUUCAGGAGGAAAGAUACAGAAUUCUCCAUCAAAGGCCCAUGGAUCAGCCCUGAACCCUGCUCUCUUUAUGUGCUGCUGCCAGGAUGGAGAACAUGGCCGCUGGACCUUCAAGGAGAAGAAGAUCGAGAGGACAGGAUGGAUGAAGACCUGGAUGAUGGAGAUGAAGAUGCUGUGACAUUUACCAUUGCUUUAUUGUGUGAAUGA
Messenger RNA from Bufo bufo (common toad), 750 nucleotides. RefSeq names its product speedy protein 1-A-like. Gene Ontology annotation, molecular function: protein kinase binding. The record is from RefSeq and is a predicted model, not a curated record. Gene Ontology annotation, biological process: positive regulation of cyclin-dependent protein serine/threonine kinase activity. Bases 1 to 750 code for a protein of 249 amino acids. NCBI's taxonomy places the organism in Eukaryota, Metazoa, Chordata, Amphibia, Anura, Bufonidae. The transcript is spliced from 8 exons.